AUGACCUGCGGGAUCCUGACUCAGGCAGUUGUUGUCCCUCAGUUCAAGCCCGGCUCAAGUCCCAGCCCUCCUCACAGAGUUCCCAGUGUACCUGCGGGGGCCCUCCGUCCUGCCAUGACGACCACUGCCUCCGGGGCCCCUGCUUCUUCCAGCUACACAUGCGCGCUGGAAGCAGGAUGCAGGAUACAGAUGCUCACACUGCCAUCCAAAAGCCACAUCAGUAAAUCCAUAUCAGGGUGCUCCCUUAGGCACCCAUGUGUAAACUGGGAUCCAGUAGACGUCUGGUGGUUGGUGGCCAGUGGGAAGCUGCCACGCAGGAACAGGUGUCAUCCAGCUGCUGCUGCUCAUGAAGAGACUGUGGUGUGUAGACAAAGGGGCUUGUGGUUUGUUUUUUCUAUAGCGGCAUUGCCCUUCAUCGUUAUGAACAUUGUGUUCAAGCCAUAUCAAAGGGGGGUUUACUGUGACGAUGAGAGCAUCAUGUACCCGCUAAAACAAGACACCAUCACCCACGGCAUGCUGGCAGCGGUCACCAUCUCCUGCACUGUCAUCAUUAUCUCCUCCGGCGAGGCUUAUUUAGUCUACAGCAAGAGGAUUUACUCUAAUUCAGACUUCAACCAGUAUGUUGCUGCACUCUACAAGGUAGUGGGUACUUUCUUGUUUGGAGCAGCUGUCAGCCAGUCACUGACCGAACUUGCCAAGUUCACCAUUGGCCGCCCGAGACCUAACUUCAUGGCCGUAUGUGCCCCCAAAGUGUGCACGGGAUACAUGCAGGUGAUCAACUGCACUGGCAGGCCUGAGGCUGUCACAGAAUCCAGAUUGUCCUUCUACUCUGGUCACUCCUCUUUUGGAAUGUACUGCAUGCUUUUUCUAGCGCUUUAUGUGCAGGCAAGACUGGCGGCUAAGUGGGCCAGACUUCUUCGGCCCACCAUCCAGUUCUUCCUGGUGGCCUUCGCGGUGUAUGUGGGUUACACCCGAGUCUCUGAUUACAAGCACCACUGGAGCGACGUGCUGGUGGGGCUGCUGCAGGGAGCGCUCAUUGCUGUACUCAAUGUGUGCUUUGUAUCAGACUUCUUUAAGAAGCGCCCUCCACGCUGCACUAGGGCGGACACUGCUGACAGCGAAGAGCCAGAGAGGAAACCCAGCCUUCAGCUUGCAGACUCUGAGCACAGCAACCAUUACAAUUAUCACAACAACCCUGGCCCUGUGUGAUAGAGGCUGAAGCUGGGGAGCAAAGGCUGCAGCCUGCAGACCCCAAACCUGUGUUCAACCCAGGUGUUGGACCUUCAUCGUGCAGUCAGCAGUGUUUAGUUCAGGGAAUAGCCUGUGUCACCUGCAGUCAUGUAGGCUGCCUGCUGCAGACUCUUGAUGCUAGAUGAGGUGAGAUUCUAUACUAUGUGAUAAGUCCUGUGCAUGUGAGAUGUAAAAUAUUAGAGUAUCUAUAUGAGUUCUGCAACCAAUUCUGUUUGAAAGCAGUAAAGUUAGGGAUUUGGUCUGUAGCUUGCAGCCUUGAAGCCCCUAGCACCGUCUGUGUCAACCACUCACACCCCACCUGCUUCCCAACCACUGGACUGACUGAGGGGGCUGCAUCCAAUAGCCAGAUGCCUGAGACCCUUCUUAAAGACACCAUGAUGACCUCCUGUGCUCCUGUAAGAGAGAGAGGAGCAUAUUGUUUUAAAGACAUUUUUUAUGUUGAAGUGUAUGUGCUUAAAGCUACAUUAAGCGAAAAGACUCCAAAGCCACAGCAACAAGCUACAAUAUACGAUUGCCUUAUUAAGUGCUAAUGUCUAAUGUGUCAGCAAACACAAAACAUAA
Messenger RNA from Scomber japonicus (chub mackerel), 1812 nucleotides. It is a transcript of the gene plpp2b, whose product is annotated as phospholipid phosphatase 2b. Gene Ontology annotation, molecular function: phosphatidate phosphatase activity. The record is from RefSeq and is a predicted model, not a curated record. NCBI's taxonomy places the organism in Eukaryota, Metazoa, Chordata, Actinopteri, Scombriformes, Scombridae. Gene Ontology annotation, biological process: signal transduction; phospholipid dephosphorylation; phospholipid metabolic process. The coding region runs from base 1 to 1209 and encodes 402 amino acids. The transcript is spliced from 8 exons.